UGGGUUGGCUGGAGGUGACUGAGAGGGGCGCGUUCGCCCGCCCGGUUAUUUGCAAACACGAGGAGGCCGGGGAGCGUGCUUUCCAACUGACCUGGGCUGGCUGGAAACCAGAGCUGCUGCCUAAAACGAGAGUUCGUCGCAAACACGGGAAGCCUGUGGAGCGUGCUUUGCAAUUGGGCUGGAAAACAGAGCUGCUGACUGAAGGAGUCGGUUGCAAGAAGCUGGACACAGGACACUGGCUUCUCCUGAACUCCGCUUCCCUGGGGGAGAAGUCUGGAGCUUGCCCCGGAACUCUGCGCGGGUUCGGUACUUUGGAACAAGAAGAAUGCUGGACGCAGCCGCGGAGAAUGCAGACGGACGUCGGGAGCUGCGGGAAGCCCUGCAAAGCUUAAGGGACGGAUUGGGACGUGCUGGGUGGUCGUUCGUGUUGGUCUUUGCACUUGUGUGCGCGCAUGUAAGCGUCUCCGGCAGGGCAUCUCAUUGACGCUGAAUAAUAGUUCGAUGGGGAUUUUCUUCUUCUUCUUCUUUUUGCAUGGAGAGGGGCACGGAGCAUAUGAUCUGCGCAAAGACAUUGUUGCAUUCUGUUUUGUAAUCUCUUAAACGGUGUUGCUGAGAAGUUUGUUCCAGCGAACAUCCUGUAGGGCGUGUGGAGAGUGCGGUGUCAGUCAGAGAGGGAAAGGAGAAGGAGACAAUGGAGCUGUUUCUGAAUUAAACCUUUAGUGAAAUCAAGAUUUCUUUGUGUUCGCGAGAGAAGCAGCUAUAAAAGACAUCUAGUUUAGGAGAGUUAGCAGGGUGUGGAAUAAUCAAGGCUUGUGCACACGAUCAGAUUCCCCUCUUGCUUGCUUGACGUCUUGAAGGGGGUGGCCUGCACUGACCACUCAGCAGCUGCAGCCGGUAGCUCUAAGCACUGGGCUGGGUAGAGGUAGUAGUUCUCCUCGAGGCGGGUGCCUGACAAUUUCUGGGUAAUUUAGCAACCUGCCUCAUAUACUAUCUCAGGACAGGUGUGCCACAUAAAGUGUUCAGGAGCUCCUGGGUAGGAUUGGAGAACAGUAUCAAUCCAGAAUAACACAACAUUCAUGUUUGCAUAUGUUUUGAGAGAGAGAGAGAGCACACCUCACCUUCCAUAAAAUCUCAGGGAUUGCAGGCACCAUGGUGAAAUAUCCUAGUAUUAUGAUGUUUGUUGAAAAAACAGAUGUAAAACAACAGUAUUUAUAGCUUUUCCCUCUCUCUCUCUCUCUCUCUCUCUCUUUGUAUAAAGCUGUGUUUGAAUCACAGCUACACUCUAGUAUAAGUCAGCUCCUGCCGUUGCUUGCGUCUAUGGGUGAGAAAGAGAACUGACUGCAAUAUAGUGAUUUGCGUGUGGGAGUCUUGUUUGCCAUCACAAGCCUUUUCCCGUUUGGAUAUCGCUCAGGUACUUCACACCCUUGCAGGCUGCCUGUUCCUGCCAGUUGAGCCCAGCCUCCGUGUGUAAACAGUUUGCCGACUGACAUGGACUUCCAUUGUAAUUGUCUGUGCAGCCAUUUGUUAGACUUGAGUUGUUUGUGCCAUUUUUUGGCCUUGCAUUUCUGGGGCUUCAGCAGAAGACUGUGUGAGAGAACAGCUCGUGAAGUGCCUUCUGUGGACUUCCGGUGGUGAAGACCAACCCUCACCUCCCAGCUUGCAACUCUGCUGCUCCCUGUUUGCCUUGGGAAGAAAAGACAACCUGGUCAAUGUUGGGGAACAGCAGCUGCAACAGCAGUUACCCUAACUGCACAGUCUGCGGCCAGGCCUUUGCAGGCGAGCUCUGCAAGCUGAUCCUCAUGGUCUUCCUGAUCCUUGCCAUCACUCUUGGCAAUGUGGUGAGUCUCCUGGUCUUCCUCCGUGUCAAGCAGUUCAGAACUUCCCAGGGUUACCUGAAGGCCUCUUUGGCCCUGGCGGACUUGGCUGUGGGGCUCAUUGUAGUGCCUUACUCGGUUUACAGGCAGGUGAACUGCUUGGUCUAUGGGGUGGAACAAGAGAUUAAGGAAUUUGACAGGUUGGCCUGCCACAUCUCUGGACCCAUCUUUGCAGGUUGCACCUUAGUCUCCAUCAGCACCAUAUUCCUGCUCUCAGUGGAGAGAAGUGUAGCAGUGCUGAAACCCCUGCACAAGAGAGCAGUGAUCACCAAGCGCAGGACCGUUUGCUUCAUUCUUCUCUCCUGGGUGAUGAGCUUCUGCAUAGCCGCAACUCCUAUCAUCUCCACCCCUCAUAUCACCCUGCAGUACAAUUCCUGCAGCAAGUUGUGCAACUAUGCCUUUCCUAAAGACGCGUUGCCUGGAUCCUAUUGGAAUGUCAUGCUACUUUUUCCAGUCUUUGAUUUUACCCUCUUGGGUAUCACCUUUAUCAUCAACUUUGUCACCUUUGCGGCCCUCCGACAGUACAGCAAGACCCGGCAGGAACUGGGGGGAGGGUCACAGACUGGCAGGCAGCUCUCCUCCUCAGACAUUACUGCUGCUAAGACCAUUGGCCUCCUGACCUUUGCUUUCUCCACUUCCUUCAGCCCCAUUGCUGUGUUUGUGGUGGGUUCUGUGAUGGGCUACCAGUGGUGCCAAUUCUCCUUCUAUGCUUUUUGGAUCCUCACGUCCAACAGCUGUUGGAAUGUGGCCAUCUACAGUGUUUGGGACCCCAGGUUCCGGCAGGGGGUGAAGCAGCUGUUCAAAAAGACAGUGCAGAUAGCAACUUCCGAGUGUCACAGUCAUUCACUGGAGGUACAUAGUUCUUCCCCAGCCUGUGUGACAGUCCUCAAAGAGAUGCUUCACCCAGAGAGUACUUGAUGGUACAGUUAGUUAUUCCCCUUUGUCAGGGUAGGCUGCUGUGAUCCUACUUCAGAGCAGUCUGGAGGUUAAACUGGAUAUUGUGGGUUUUCAAGGAAAUCCUGCUAUUCCAUUGCUGAGUCUUUUCAGAGAGGGCUCUUUCAGAAAUGUGUACGUCCAGACUUUUCCUUGCACACGAUUAGAGCGCAUUGAACUUCAUAGUCCAAAUAGAGCAUAAAUGGAUUUGUGGGGAUGCAUUACAAUGCAGAGUGUGAGAGCACAACACACUCACCCAAACUGAUUAGUGUAGACUUAAUAAUAUCUUUCUAAUACAAAGCUGGCAUCAUAUGAACCUGUGGAUUUGUUUUAUAAUGAGUCAGACUCUUGGUCCAUCUAGAUGAGUAUUGUCUACACUAACUGGUCUUUGUUGGACUCAAAGACCUGUGACUUUACAGCUGGCAUAGUGGAAACAACCAAUUACUGACAUAUAAACAUGCCUUAUCUUGAGUCAGAUCAAUGAUCCAUCUAGGGCAAGAAUGUAUGCCAUGCUAACUGGCAGCAACUUUCCAGGGUUUCAGAUGGGUCUUUCCCAACCCUACCUGGAGAUGCCCAGGACAUUCUGCACACACAGCAGGGAUUUUACCCCUAAACUGUGGCCUCAUAUACAUAAGAUGGAAUUUGCAUGUCAUUCUUGUAUGAGGGCCAUGCUUGAAGAUCUCUGUGUUCUAAUGAUAGGACAUGUGUGGCUAAAGUAUGCAUCUACUUCUGACAAUUAAUCCUCACAGGCAUAAGAUAAGAAGAGAAAAGAAGCUAUGCUUUAAAAAAUAAAACUUAAACCUCUACCUCUCCAUUUUAUUUAUUUAUUUAUUUCAAGCCUGCUUUUAAAAUAAAAAAAUAUUGAAGUGGCUUCUCACGAUCAGCUUGCAUAAUGGUUACUUGUAGAUCCACUUUAAAGCAUAAUCAUGUAUGAUUACAAAAAAAAAAGGAAAGCCAUUGAGUAUUGUUCCUGCUCAUUGUAUAAUCAUGAAUAUCGCUUUGAUAUUUCAGUGAUAACCAUAUCGCAUGUGGCCAGACCAUAAAUAUAUAUGCUGCUACAAAAACUGCCUAUAAACCUCUUUAAAAUGUGAAAGUCUAAAAGAUCAGUGAUCUUCGCAGUUUUUCAAGCGGCCACAAUUUUGGCCACUUUGGUAAAAAACCUUAGAUGUGAGAACCAUUUCCCACUGUGCACAGCACUGCACUUUUCUCAGUGCUUGGAGGGUACUUUAAGAGGAAAGUGGAAAGCACUGAGAAGGGCUACACCUCCCAGCACUCUGUGCAUGCCUUUCAAGAUGGUACAGGGGCUCAAGAGAACUAAGUUUCCCUUAAAGGAGCCCCCUGACACUGGGCAAAGCCCAGCACUGUACAGUGGGGUUGGUCACCCCAUGGUGCCAGGGGGACUGUGCAGUGUAUUCAUCUUUGGCUGAAGCUUCACACAGGUCCAAUAGAAGUUCUCACAACCAGCCCUGCCCAGGUAGGGCAGUGCUAGCCCGGGUACGGCUAGUUGUGAGAGCCUCCAGGAUCGCUGUCAAUUGCCUCCAGGCCUUACAAUGAAGAACACUACACUAGAUUUUGUGAGGUUACUCUUCAGGCCAUGGGUACCAAGAGACAGAGAGACAGACUUUUUCUUAGUAAUGCCCAGGUUGCUCAUACAGCAACUCAAAUCACAGCAAAAGCCUAGCAUACAGUGCUCAUCACUCCUAAACUCCAUAGCAGGUAAUUAGCCCAACUAUUCUGUCAGGGAUUAGCUUGACAGGGCUAGCUUCUGAAUAAACAUGGAUAGGAUUGGACUGCCUAUUGUGUAAGAAAGGAUAUGUUGAUCCUGGAAAGAUGGGAUAUUAUAAGACGUGGUGGUGGAAAACAGAUUAUUAUUAAGUUGAUAGUUUGAAUAGCUGGUUUUAUUGACAGAGCUUUCAUUUUGUGUGUGCUUGCCAAUGUUGAGUCUGUCUUUACAAAGGCUCUCACUUUGUGAUACUCUGUUAUGACUUCUUUUCCUGUUUGGUUGGCUAAAUAACUACGAUAUUUAUUGUGUGAGGUUAUCUUGAUAGCAAACACCAUUCUGAAUGUAUUCAAUGAAGAUUCAUUCUCUUUGAUUAAAUAAGGCCUCAAAAGUAUACCUAUUGUUUUGAUAAUCAGCUUAAACCUAUUGCCGCAAUGAAAAGAUGCAUGCAGUUUGUUUACAACAAUAUUGUCCGCACUGAAACAUGUUUACAAGAGAAUCUCUUUGUACUGGUAGCUUGUUACUGGCCAGGUUGGAAACUGAGGCCAAACAGAAGCCAUCUGUUGUGCUCUGACCUUCUUAGGGUCUGGAAGCAGCACUGCUUUGUGCUGAUUGAAUUGUCUAUAAUUUCUUUUCCACAUACAAGUUUGUA
Hemicordylus capensis (graceful crag lizard) is the source of this 5179-nucleotide messenger RNA. Its product is annotated as adenosine receptor A3-like. NCBI's taxonomy places the organism in Eukaryota, Metazoa, Chordata, Lepidosauria, Squamata, Cordylidae. Gene Ontology annotation, molecular function: G protein-coupled receptor activity. Gene Ontology annotation, cellular component: membrane. The record is from RefSeq and is a predicted model, not a curated record. Bases 1710 to 2792 code for a protein of 360 amino acids. The transcript has a single exon. Gene Ontology annotation, biological process: G protein-coupled receptor signaling pathway.